AGAACACUUCAAUUGCUGAUUUUUACAGAAAUACAAUUUAGAAUUGGAGAAGAAGGCACAAAUGUUGUCAGAUGAAUGUCGUGUUGGACAUGAUUCAGCUGAGGAAAGACAGAUUCCAUCAUUUCCAUAUGUUGGACAAAAUUGGGCCGGUGCAGAGAGUGUGGAAAUUGGAUUCAAGAAGUGGUUGGAUGGACAUAAACAUUAUGAUUACUUCAGAAGUUAUUGUACUGAAGGUGAAUGCAAUUCGUAUGCACAGAUUGUCUGGGAAAUGACUACUGAUAUUGGAUGUAGUGUCACCAAAUGUUCGAAUUCUCUUUAUGAACUAAGCAUUGUGUGCAAUUACGGACCUGGCGGGAAUUACAUCGAGCGUAAACCAUACAAAACAAACGUAUCUGAAAACGAACACAAGAAAAAUAAAGCGCAAAGUAUUGAAGAAAAAAAAAGUCAAACAAAAACCACAAGUUAUCUAUCUAAAUUUAAUGGUGAAUGUACUUAUGGUACAUAA
This is a messenger RNA of Trichobilharzia szidati, 505 nucleotides long. Lineage: Eukaryota; Metazoa; Platyhelminthes; Trematoda; Strigeidida; Schistosomatidae. The record is from the annotation of a GenBank genome assembly.